AACCGUAUGCCUAAAUCUCUACAGUCCGUUCCACUUUCUCGUCCUCCUCAACUGUAUAGUCCUUCUCCGGUUCCUAUACCACCUGCUACGACGGCUUAUCAUUCGCCUUUAGAACCCACAUACUCCACAGCAUCAAGAUCUUUUCAAGGACGCCAGGUUCCACCAUUUAUAGAUAUUUCAAAUGCUGAUAAUGAUCUACUUUUCCCACAACCAAGUAUAACUACUCCAAUAAUACCAGCUACACCUGGUCAGCCUUUUCCGAGUCCUGGCCUUGUUUCUCCAAACACUCGUCGUCCUGCAAACCUUGUAGUUGGCGGUCAGCAAUCCUUCAUACAACGGAAAUCGUUUGCUGAAAUAGUAAUUUUUACAAAUGCUCAGUAUAAUCAAUUAAAAAUUUUAUGCUCUGAUAAGAUAUUAUCAGCGUACAACGCAGAAAUUUGGGAAUCUAUACUCGUCAACGAAAAAUUUCCGACCACGAAUUCUGGCGUUCUAGCGAUUUCUACAUCUUAUUUAGUAUUGGUAUUGACAUCUGAUUAUUUAAGGCAAGAUGCCUACGACGUGGAGAUGGCCACAGUAAGCUUGGCAAUUGAGUUUGGUGA
Dentiscutata heterogama is the source of this 599-nucleotide messenger RNA. Lineage: Eukaryota; Fungi; Glomeromycota; Glomeromycetes; Diversisporales; Gigasporaceae. The record is from the annotation of a GenBank genome assembly.